Molecule: messenger RNA, 7709 nt
Organism: Xyrauchen texanus (razorback sucker)
Lineage: Eukaryota; Metazoa; Chordata; Actinopteri; Cypriniformes; Catostomidae
Product: zinc finger protein 609-like
Exons: 9
Coding region: 494-4615 (1373 amino acids)
Biological process (GO): regulation of transcription by RNA polymerase II
Cellular component (GO): nucleus
Source: RefSeq, a predicted model, not a curated record
GAGAGGGAUCUAGGACUGAACUCGACAGGGGACAAAAUGAUUGAAUAUACGUGAAAAUGGACGUGUCGAGAUGUUGGAUUUAUCGCCUUGGAGUUUAGGAAGGACAUUUUGGGAGAAAGCGUUGAGAUUGAGAUCGCGCGAUGCCAGUUUCGGCUCAGUGUUGCCAUUUUUGAACGGGAUCUAGGAGUGUGUGUGAUGGCUGCAGUCCAGCGAAUCGCUGGCCUUCCCUUUCUCUAGUUUACUGGAUGUGUUGGGAAGUGCACUGCUUUGGGGUCAUUUGCGGAAUUCCGUGCGCAAAUCCAGCGGCCUUUCCACCCUGCUCUAUGGAAUGUACAUAAGUAUUCUCUGGAUUGGGGUUUGCAUGUGGGGGCAAAAUGUGGGCGGCUGCGAAGUUGACAUCAAUACGUUGAGGCUACUGAUUCCCUUCUCCCCACAUCCCUGCAGUCUGAGUGAUCAGACGUUACUGUGACAAACCUGGGCCGCUGGCACUAAAAUGUCCCUAAGUGGUGGCACUGCAGGCGGGAAAGGUGUGGACUCAAAUGCGGUGGACACUUACGACAGCGGUGAUGAGUGGGAUAUCGGGGUUGGAAAUCUGAUUAUCGACCUUGACGCUGACUUAGAAAAGGAUAAACUCGAAAUGUCUGGCACCAAGGACGGAGGCGGAAUGGCAGCCCCACCUAGCGCCGUCGCGGCUCUUCCAGAUAAUAUCAAAUUCGUUAGCCCCAUUAGCGCCCCUCAGGGCAAAGAGAGCAAAUCGAAAUCGAAACGCAACAAAAAUUCUAAAGACAAUGGCAAAUCUCCUGCUUCAGACGGAGCCAAAAAGGAGCAUCAGGGACGAACCCAAGUGGACGUUACUGGUGCGACGGGUAAUUCCGGAGGAAGUGGCAACUCUACGCCUGGAAAAGGCAACGAGAAGGGUGCGAAAUCCUCCCGCGGUGUAUCAAACAGCAAAAAGGAUAAGAAUGUAUCGAGUGGGAAAAGUAAAAAGGACAAAAGCGAAAGCGGACCUGUUGCAGUCAUUGCAAUUGAGAAGGAAAUUGUCGCGAAUGCUCAGGCAUUUGGAAUCGCGCGCAACACCUCAUUUGACAAUAUGCAGAAUGCGGACUGUGUGACAGAGCAACUUGGGAAUAAUGCAUUGGAAUCUGUUGGAAUUGUCUCUCCGUUAGCUAUUAAAUCCGAACCCGAGGAGCUUGACGGGGGAGAGUGCAGAGCUUUGAAGAAGAUGAAAAAUGAAAAGAUGGAGUCUCCUGUCUCCACUCCUGCCCCUCCACCUCUUCACCUCCUCGGAAACAGUGACAUUGCCUCACCUUGUGAGCAGUUGAUGGUGCGCACACGCUCAGUGGCUGUCAACACCACUGAUGUGGCCCUGUCCACGGAGCCCGAGUGCCUGGGACCCUGUGAGCCUGGCACCAGCGUCAACCUGGAGGGCAUUGUGUGGCAAGAGACGGAGGAUGGUAUGCUGGUGGUUAAUGUUACUUGGCGGAACAAGACAUACGUCGGAACACUUUUGGAUUGUACCCGCCAUGACUGGGCUCCCCCAAGAUUCUGCGAGUCUCCCACUAGUGACCUGGAGAUGAGAAAUGGCCGCGGACGUGGAAAGAGAAUGCGACCCAACAGCAACACCCCAGUCAAUGAGACCAGCAAUUCGUCAGAUAACAAGGGCAGCAACAGCAGCAAGACCAGAGCAGGUUCCAACAGCAAGGGUCGCCGCGGCAGCCAGAACUCAUCUGAGCACAGGACUCCGCCCAAUAGUAACACAGAGGACGUAAAAGCCAGCCCCUCCUCUGCUGGCAAGCGCAAGAACAAGCCUGCAUCAGACAUGGAGCCUAACUCCAGCUCUGAGGACUCGAAAGGCAACAAGCGCAUGCGUACAAAUUCAAAUGGUGGAAUGAUGUCAACGCUCCCAAUUCCCAUCAUCAAAACAGAGUCCCUUCCUCCUCCUCCUCUAGACCGAAGCUGUUCCUCACCAGUAUUGAUUGACUGCCCACAUCCCAAUUGCAACAAAAAGUACAAGCACAUCAAUGGUCUAAAGUAUCAUCAAGCUCGUGCUCAUAAUGAUGAUGACAUUAAGUUGGAGAUGGAUGGGGACAGCGAAUAUGGUGAAGAAUCUUCUCUCCACCCAGAGCCCGGAAAUUGUAAUGGUGCUUCGAUUACACAAAAAGGCUCGCUUUCCCCAGCACGCUCUGUAACACCUAAAGGGAGAGGGUUUGAUGCUCAGAGUCCAUCACCCUCUCCUGGAAAGUUUGGCUCCAAGUCGAAGAAAAAGAAUGGUGAUACUGAAGCAGAAGUUUGUGGCACACCAAUGGAGGGUUGUGAGGAUGGGCCUUGCCUUACUGCCGAUGAGGCUAGCAAUGACGGCAUGGAGGACCGGAAGACCAAAAAGCCAAGUAGUGGUGCCAAGUCUGACAAGAUGUCCCAGAAAAACAUGAAGUCCUCCAGGCCUAUGGCUCCAUCCCUGCCCUCUCAGCAGAUGUACUCUUUGCAGCCAACACCAUUAAGUGGCGGAAGCCCCAGCCAUCCUCCAGGGAUGGGCAACAUGUUGCAAGGUGUCCCCAAGAGUCCUCAACUGAAGGGCGUACAGUCUAAAUUGGGUGUACCUGGGGACUCAUCUCCAAUCAAUCCAGCUUUGAGCAACUCUAAGGACAAAAAGAAAAAAGACAAGAAGAAGAAAGAUCUUGGCAAGGAUGCAGACAGCCCCAAGCUUCCAGGGAAAAGUGGGAAGGUUGAAGAUGGGAAAAGCCCAUAUUCUGAGUCAUCCGACCCAGGAAGCAGGAGUGAGGGUCAUCACAAUGGCUCCUCGGACCCUCAUCAAAGUCGCCUAGCCAGCAUGAAGGCUGAGGCAGAUAAGAUAUACAGUUUCACGGAUAAUGCUCCCAGUCCAUCCAUCGGGGUGGCCAGUCGGGUGGAUGGCAGUGGACAGCCUCUCACUCCCCUCCAUGUAGCCACCCAGAAUGGGGCUGAUAGCUCUUCGGUGAAGACAAACAGCCCUGCAUACUCUGACAUAUCUGAUGCAGGAGAGGAUGGUGAAGGCAAAUCAGAAGGGGCCAAAUGCAAGGGAGAAGAUCAGUCGAUGAAGGACAGUGCAAAGAAGGCUCUUUUUCCCCCACAGACAUCAAGUAAAGAGUCCUCAUAUUAUGCUAGCUAUGACAAUUACUACUCUCCCAGUUACGCCCACCCGAGCCCUGGUGGUACCACUGCCGGUGCACCAGUGCUGGAUGGCCAAGCUGUGAAACUGAAGAAGGAGGAUGAGCAAGAAUUGACAGAGGAGAAGGCAAAGGUGGAGGCACCAGAUGAGUGCAAACCUGAGGUCGCUUUAAGUCAGCCUCACCAACAACAGCAAGCCUCAGUCAUCCAGCAGCGCUCCAAUAUGUAUAUGCAGCCCCUCUACUACAACCAAUACUAUGUUCCACCUUAUGGAUACCCGGACCAGGUUUAUCACAACCAUCUUAUGAACACUAAUCCAACUUACAGGCAGCAGUAUGAGGAGAGGCAGAGACUUAUGACCGAGCAGCACAGGUCUGCUGAGAAGAAGCCUGAGUCGGGUGUUAAGGAUAGGGAAGUCUUCAUGAAGGAGGACUGGAAACAGAAGGGCCCUGUUCCUCCAGGCCUUACAAAAGCCCCCAGCCUUUCAGACCUGGGAAAGCCACAGGCUCCUGGCAAGCAGAGAGACUCUUCCUCUGACCCAGUCAAGUCAGUCAUUAUCCCUAAAGGGGAGGAGGCCAAGCUGCAGCCCCAGCAAGCUGAGGGGCUUAAAAUGAAGCUCAGUGAAGCUGGCCAUCAUGGAAAGGAUGAUUUAAAGGCAAGUGUAGAGUCUGCGAGGCUGGGAAUGGAGCAGGCCAUGUGGUACAGACAGUACCCUGAGAGUCAGAGACCAUCAGAUGAGGAACGAGACCGUGAGCGGGACAGAAGAGGCAAAGAUGAAAGGCAGAGGCCGAAGGACAACAGCUCCAGAGACGAGAAUAAAGAUGGAACUGAUGUUUCCUGUCUUCCCAGCACAGAGGACCAGCGAAGUGGAGGAAAAGAUCCUCGAACUAAUGCCCACAUGUCUUUCAGUUCUCCCUUGGCACAGCACCAGCCCUACCUGCAUUACAUGCAUGGAUAUCCUUUUGGGCAAGGCUACGAACCCAGCCACCCUGGAUACAGGGGCAUGUCCUCAGUCAUGAUGCCCAACUACCCAGGGUCCUAUCUGCCAGCCGGAUACCCUUUCUCCCCUUAUGGCAGUAAAAUGGGCACCGGAGAAGAGGGCGAAAAAUCACGCUCCAGCCCCACGGUCAGCAGCAAGUCGGCUUCAGAGUCCAAAGCCUUGGACAUACUGCACCAACACGCUAACCAAUACAAGAGCAAAUCACCGACUGUCGCCGACAAGCCUUCUCAUGAAAGGGAGCGAGGUGCCAGUGACCGAGAACGGGAGAGAGAGAGGGAUCGAGAGAGGGAGAGAGAAAUGGAUCGACCACGCUCAUCUCCCUCCCAACGAAUAAUGCCACCCCAUCACCUAGGCUAUCCCCUUGUAGCCGGGCAAUAUGAUCUGUCAUAUGCCACAGGCCUUUCAUCGUCAGCGAUUAUUGCCAGUCAGCAAGCAUCAGCCCCCUCCCUGUACCCACCAGCACGGAGGUGAGAAUGGGAAACCAGAUUGUCUCACCCUUCUUUACAAAUAAUCAUGUGACUGGAUCACAUGGGGAAGUACAUGGAGUUCAUUUAGACAUCAGUUGAAUGGUGUUUCUAUAUUUUAAUUUUUUGUUCUGCCGGAAUGUGUGGCAGAUCAAUGUUUUUCCUAGUAUCUGUACCUCGUACCCCCGCUGCAGACUGUGAGACCAGGUUCAAAGCCAUCCCGCCCCCUGCUUGGAGCCCAGCUGGCCACCGAACUGUACCUGUGAACAGGUGAGGAACAUCAGAGACUGAACUGACAAACAGCCUGACGUCAUAGUCCUCACUGAUGCAGGCCGUGUGGCCAGAUACGACACGAGGACUCGAGGGGAAUUGUGAACACAAAUAACUGAACAUAGUUUCACGUGAUAACGAGAUGACUUAAGUUGAUUUCCUUUUUAUGUUUUAGUUUGCAUCCUCACUGAAGAAGUAAAUCGGUUUGACCCACAGUUUUUGAAUUGUUGUUAUCUAGAUAAAACAAGUGAAAGCUGCAUAUAAUAUCAAGCAUUGUCUCAUAAAUCUGUAUUUUUUACCAAUUGAUCUCAAACGGUUCUAAUAGCCACAUGCCUCAAGACUGCUCUUGUACUUUUCUCUGCAUUUUACCUUUCCCGUGCCCCUUUUACCCCCUUUUGAGAACAUCAUCAGCAUGAUUUGGUGCAAAGAAAAAUACAAAAUCCAUUUAUUUAUUUAGUUUCCUGCAAAAUGGGAUCCUUUAGUUUGUUACCGUUAUUGAAACAUGUGGUAGAUCAUACCUCUCUGCUCAAACUCUACCAAGUUGUGACGACCUUCAUGCUAUUUAAGCGACAUUUCUUCAACCGUACCAUCAAUUACAGACUCCAUCUUCACUCUGAGGGGGUUCACAUCAAUCCUUAUCUCGCUUAGACGGUUUUGAAGUCAGUCUUCAUUACGGUUGCAAAGCAUUGCCCUCCACUCUCAGUUUAACUCUCAGAUCAGCCCUCCUUUUGAGGAAUAAGACGUCCGGUGUGCACUGUACCAUCUGUUUACAUUUUGCCUUUGAUUCCAGCUCGGUUAUCCUUCUUAACUUGAUUUUGACUAUUUCAGAUCUUUCCUCGACAUCGCUAUGGUUCUUAAAAUGGAUGUUUGUUAACGUGACAAGGUAUUGUAAGUUCCUUUAGAGAGAGACGCUUAUGUGGUGACCAUUGGGCGUGUGACGCCAGAGGCCCAGUAGUUUCGUUCUAAUUGUCCUGAUGUUCUUUGCAUGGGGCCUCUUUAUUCCUGGACACUUAUUGUUGAAGUGUUGUGAUAACUCCAGCGUGCUAUAUGAAGCCAAUUGAGCGUUUGAACUGAACUCACUUUCAUAGCCCAUCAUGCUCUGUGUUUUUCCUGUCCGCAUGGUGUACUAUAGCGCUAGAUAUGUGACUUUGAACAGUUUCUCCUCAGGCAAAGCGAACUUCGGUUUCGCGCCAGACUCUGUUGUGACUCCUGGUAAUUGACACACUAUGUGAUGUCUGUAUAUGAUGUACAGAGGGACUGUUUUCAAAAUGCAAUCAAGAAACCAUACACUUUGUUAGAUUUUGUUUGUAAAUCUGUUUCUAGGGUGUGUGUUUUUAUCUCCUUCACUGCUUGAAAUGCCAUAGAUUUCAUAUUGGCUUGCUGUCACAAUGCAUGCUGCUUUUUACAGUUCAGUUGGUCAUUUUUCAAACUCUCAAAUUAGACUCAACCUGUACAACUGGUCGUAAGUCUCUAUUCCAUGCCGUUUUGCCUGCUUAUUUUCACCCUUGAGUGAUUUGAGCAGGUAGAUUUUAACAGGCUAUGUAUUUUGGCUCAUGCACUCCCUUUCAAGUUUAAAGUCACAAUAAGUACAGCAACAGUGAAGCACCAUGGUACACUGAAUACUUGCAUUGCAACACAAAUACAUCACUAUGGACUUGAUUGGAUACAUUUGGUGCUUUUGAGCCUUAGAACAAUAUAAUGUACAUCUUCUGGAACAUAUUUUUAAUGCGGCGGUUUUAUAAAUUCUCAGCAGCCAUCAGGAAACAUGUCAAAUGCUGCUCAGUCGCCUUUGAUAUCUCCAAGGAGGAUGCAGCGCACUCUUCAUGCUUUGCGUCAUUUUUUUUACCGCCUCUCUCUAUUGAGUUUUUUUCCAAUUGUCUCUCAGAAGGCAAUUUAUCACCAAGUAUCAGGCCCCCGGUACUUAAAGGAUGUUUACAUUUUUUAAUGGCUUUGUUUGAGAUGAUUCUUUGCCUGUAUCACCCAAUAUCUCCUGUUCUUUCUUGGAUGGUUCUCUUAUGUAAAGUGUACAUUACCACGUUUCUUUUUUUUUUUUUUUAAAUACUGUUACUCGCCUUUGUACAUUUAGGCAAAAAAAUAAAUCUUUUUAUGAGACAAUCACAUCUGUCCUUGCAUGGCUCUUUACUGUGUGUUACAUAAAACAAUGUUUGUUCUUAUGUCCCUUUUCUUUACAUUUGAAUUAAAGUGGAUGCAUUUUUGCCUUUUGUGUGGUUGGUAUAUGGGUGUUCCUUUAACGUCGGGCACUUUCACGUCCCAGUUUCUUUUUAUUUAUUUUUAUUAAAUGCCCUUUGUGCAGAUUUGACUGUUUUAGCAUUGGCUUGGCUGACUCCUAGUGGUGUGGAUGCAGCAUUAUUCAAAAACAAUCGUUUUCAGUAACUCAUGUCGCUGUAGAAAUUCACUAUUUACAGCCAGCUAUGAUUCAUUAAAUCCCUGAGUGAAAGUGUCCGGUUACUGCGCAUAGUAUUUGGCUGGUCAUGUGAUCCUAAUAUGGCCGCCCCCAUGAGGGGACCCUCUCCAUGUAGAAACAAAAAAAGAUUUUAUAAGGUUACUGAUAUGAAAGUAGUGAUUUUUGAUGUAUUUUUCAAAAUGACAAAUUAUUUCUUUUGAAGUAAAACUUUUUAAAUGAGGAAAAACUUAGUGCACCUUUAAAUAUUAACCUAUGAAAAUCCAUUGUAAAAAUAUAAAUUAUGUCAUGUUUAAAACUAUGAUAAUCUAAACAAAGUGUGAAGAGUCCAAUAUUUAUUGUGUGAAAAUGAUUUCUAUCAAAUUUUAACAAAUUUAUACUGUCCCGCAGUUGUACCGUCAUUUCCAUC